UCAUGCGCACGGUGACAGCUAACUAGCGCAGCGCUCCUCGGGACAGCCAGCUGAUGCCCAGCAGCUCGCGCGGCUACUCGACUAACCGUCACGCGUCUACUACACGCACGCGUGUACGUGUACGCGGGAGUGACACGCGCCUCAAGAUUAAUCUACAGAAGUAUGGCGGUUUUUCUCCAAAGCCUCGACAAGCUCUCCGUGCGUGUGGUGAGCGAGCUAGCUAGCUAGGCAAAGAUAGCACCAACGCUAGCGAGCUAGCUAGCUAGCUAGCUGAGUGACGGCGGUUUGGUUCCAGCUGGCCUCGCGACCCCUGCGCGUCACCAUGGGGAUACUGUUCACCAAGCUCUGGAGGCUGUUCAACCACCAAGGUAAAGCCUCUAGACUGCAUGUGUGUCACCUCCACAGCUGGUGUGAAGACGUCUGGAUCUGUGGAAGUGCUUUGUCUCCUCAUGCUCCAUGUGGGAAGUCACAUGUUGGCGCCGAGGGAUAAAUGCAGAACACAAAGAAGAAGCCUUGUUUGAAUCCCUCGGUCGUAGUUCCACAUCAAUGGACGUCUUUCAACCCUCGGAACCACAAGCACUUCUCUCUCUUUCUCUGGCCUGGAUGUUCACUGCAAUAUAAAAGUCCUGCUUCUCUAAGGAAAUGAAACAAUCACAGCUAGAAGUAAAGAGGAUGUAUCUAAAGCACAAAGUUAUCAUCGUGGGCCUGGACAAUGCUGGCAAGACCACCAUUCUAUACCAGUUUUCAAUGAACGAGGUGGUGCACACGUCUCCUACGAUUGGGAGCAACGUGGAGGAGAUUGUGGUCAACAACACCCAUUUCCUGAUGUGGGACAUCGGAGGCCAGGAGUCCCUGAGGUCCUCGUGGAAUACGUACUACACCAACACGGAGUUUGUCAUCGUGGUGGUCGACAGCACGGACAGAGAAAGGAUCUCCGUGACCAAAGAGGAACUCUGCAGAAUGCUAGCACAUGAGGACUUAAGGAGGGCGGGGCUGUUGAUCUUUGCCAACAAGCAGGAUGUGAAAGGCUGCUUGUCUGUGGCCGAGAUCUCCCAGAGCCUCCAGCUGACCUCCGUCAAGGACCACCAGUGGCACAUCCAGGCCUGCUGCGCCCUCACUGGGGAGGGGUUGUGCCAGGGUCUCGAGUGGAUGAUGUCCCGGCUGCGCGUGAGAUGAUGACCUUUCGCCCUCGGUCCAGAGUGCGCCCUCGCUCUUUGUGUUCUCCGGACGUGAGCGUGAAACCAGGACGGAGGGCGGAGCUCCGGUUGAUGGACGGCCCCCCUCCUCUUUCCUGUGACGUGGGCGGACGCUACAUUCUUCUGUGAUAAUUUAUUUUACAAAAGACUGCUUGAACUCAGAACAACAACAACAACAACAAGAAGAAGAAGAAGAAGACAAAAACAUAACCUUUUUACUGAAGGACAAAAGAGACUAAAAUUAUUUAAACUGAAAUCUGUGCACGGUUUUCCUUUUUCCAGCGAAACACGGACGUGGAACUGUCCGUGGACUCUCCAGCUGUGUGACUCUAGCCCGCGGUGGCCUUGCAGUAUUGCCAGACUGGCUGAGGCAGUUUUUAUUGCCCCUCCUCUGUGUGUCCAGUAUUCUCUUUUAACGCGGUGCCUGAUGCAGAGUGUUGGAGUGAUGACGCGGCUGAAAACAGAGGGUACGAAUCACAACAUGCCCCACCAAUAGUCUGUGAAAUAAAGUGUUUUUAUCUGUUUCAGGUGAA
Cyclopterus lumpus (lumpfish) is the source of this 1729-nucleotide messenger RNA. It is a transcript of the gene arl5a, whose product is annotated as ADP-ribosylation factor-like 5A. Gene Ontology annotation, molecular function: GTPase activity; GTP binding. The record is from RefSeq and is a predicted model, not a curated record. The coding region runs from base 643 to 1176 and encodes 177 amino acids. The transcript is spliced from 7 exons. Gene Ontology annotation, cellular component: trans-Golgi network; cytoplasm. Gene Ontology annotation, biological process: intracellular protein transport; vesicle-mediated transport; protein localization to Golgi membrane. NCBI's taxonomy places the organism in Eukaryota, Metazoa, Chordata, Actinopteri, Perciformes, Cyclopteridae.